GAUUGGUCGGCGCGCGAGCAGCCGGGCUCGCACGGGCCAAUCCUGUGGUAGCGCGUGAGGAGGCAGAGGCCUCUGGGGUGGGAUCGCGGGCCGUAAGUGGCUGUGGAGCUGGGGACACUGCGCGGUGGGACCAUGGCCUCGGAGAAGCCGCUGGCGGCAGUCACUUGUACAGCGCCGGUCAACAUCGCGGUCAUCAAGUACUGGGGCAAGCGCGAUGAAGAGCUGGUUCUGCCCAUCAACUCCUCCCUGAGCGUCACUCUGCACCAGGACCAGUUAAAAACCACCACAACAGCCGUCAUCAGCAAGGACUUCACCGAGGACCGGAUUUGGCUGAAUGGCCGGGAGGAGGAUGUGGGGCAGCCGCGGCUCCAGGCCUGCCUGCGGGAGAUCCGCUGCCUGGCCCGGAAGCGGAGGAACUCACGGGAUGGGGACCCGCUGCCCUCCAGCCUCAGCUGCAAGGUGCACGUGGCAUCGGUGAACAACUUCCCCACAGCUGCGGGCCUGGCCUCCUCGGCGGCGGGCUAUGCCUGCCUAGUUGCAGCUGGCGUGGGGCUCUCGCCUGUGAUCCCAGUACUUAAGAGGCUGAUGGGGGAGAAGCACUUUAGGCCAGGAGUUCAAGACCAGCCUGGGCAACAUACCUACACCCUGGCCCGUGUCUACGGCGUGGAGAGUGACCUCUCAGAAGUGGCUCGCCGGGGCUCAGGCAGCGCCUGCCGGAGCCUGUAUGGGGGCUUUGUGGAGUGGCAGAUGGGAGAGCAGGCCGACGGGAAGGACAGCAUUGCUCGGCAAGUGGCCCCCGAGUCACACUGGCCUGAACUCCGCGUGCUCAUCCUUGUGGUGAGCGCUGAGAAGAAGCUGACAGGCAGUACCGUGGGCAUGCGGGCCAGUGUGGAGACCAGCCCCCUGCUGCGGUUCCGGGCCGAGUCCGUGGUGCCCGCGCGCAUGGCGGAGAUGGCCCGCUGCAUCCGGGAGCGAGACUUCCCCAGCUUCGCCCAGCUGACCAUGAAGGACAGCAACCAGUUCCACGCCACCUGCCUCGACACCUUCCCGCCCAUCUCUUACCUCAAUGCCAUCUCCUGGCGCAUCAUCCACCUGGUGCACCGCUUCAACGCCCACCACGGGGACACCAAGGUGGCGUACACCUUUGAUGCGGGCCCCAAUGCCGUGAUCUUCACCCUGGACGACACUGUGGCUGAGUUUGUGGCUGCUGUGAGGCACGGCUUUCCCCCAGGCUCGAAUGGAGACACGUUUCUGAAGGGGCUGCAGGUGAGGCCGGCCCCUCUCUCAGCUGAGCUUCAGGCUGCGCUGGCCAUGGAGCCGACCCCCGGUGGGGUCAAAUACAUCAUUGUCACUCAGGUGGGGCCAGGGCCUCAAAUCCUGGAUGACCCCUGCGCCCACCUCCUGGGUCCUGACGGCCUGCCGAAGCCAGCUGCCUGACUGCCUCAGCAGGGACCGCAUGCCGCUUGGAGAAGGGGUGGCCUCGCCGGAGCUAGGGAGCGGAUGUGGUGGGCUGGCCGGACUACUGGGACAUGUGGGUGGUGGCUUGACCCCGGGCCCGUGGACAGCUUGCUGUGGGGCAGUGCAGGGAGUCCUGCGGCCGCCCAGGUGUCAGGAGAGGUCCCCGCCGAGUGCUUCAGCUGCCCUAAGCUGCACCAGCGCUUUGCCAAGAUGGGAUGGGGAGGGGGUAUGAGAACUGGCAGAGCCUCGGUGCAGCAGGGCUGAAGGGCUUUCUCACCCCAGCUCUGGCUAUGCCCAGUUCUCUGAGAAAGGAGCUCAGUGGGGAGAUGGUCCCUCCAGCGGACCAGGGAAGGGGUCACUGUGCUGGGAGCAGCCUCCUUGGGCCUCAGGAAACCACCAAGUGCCUCGGAUGGUGGCUGCCCACGGCCUAGGUGUGGCUGGAAUGGUGGCAGGAGUGGGCACCAGUGCGGCCCCGGUGGCCGUGGGGAAUAAACCAGCAUUGCCGCC
Messenger RNA from Pan troglodytes (chimpanzee), 1965 nucleotides. It is a transcript of the gene MVD, whose product is annotated as mevalonate diphosphate decarboxylase. Lineage: Eukaryota; Metazoa; Chordata; Mammalia; Primates; Hominidae. Gene Ontology annotation, biological process: isoprenoid biosynthetic process; isopentenyl diphosphate biosynthetic process, mevalonate pathway. The coding region runs from base 133 to 1437 and encodes 434 amino acids. The record is from RefSeq and is a predicted model, not a curated record. Gene Ontology annotation, cellular component: cytosol. The transcript is spliced from 11 exons. Gene Ontology annotation, molecular function: diphosphomevalonate decarboxylase activity.